This is a messenger RNA of Klebsormidium nitens, 1984 nucleotides long. The record is from the annotation of a GenBank genome assembly. Lineage: Eukaryota; Viridiplantae; Streptophyta; Klebsormidiophyceae; Klebsormidiales; Klebsormidiaceae.
CCUGCAGUUCUUCGUAGUGCUACAACUAAGAAUCUUGGAUGUGAGGACGCGUGUCUUGGUGACAAGUGUCACUUGGCAGGUGAUCUGAAGGCUGAGCCGCUGAAGAGCCUGAGGAAGAGGGGUGAAGAAAUGUGAUGGAGCCCUGGUUCUGAUGCCAAGACAGUUCAAGUUCAACUUCAAGUUGCCAAGAGGCCAAACGGUCCAAACCAAAUUCCAUCAGCUAGCGCCAACUCUCCUUGGACAGCCUCCUCUUGUUGCAGCUCCGGAACAACGUGCGUAACGUGUGAGGAAGAAGCGGCAUUGCAUGAGACAACAGAAAUGGCGGUCCAGAUAUCAGCUCGGAUCCAUGGUGCAGGUCCUUCCUGCCUCCAAUCUGCACUUGGCUGCAGGACAGAGGCAGCAACAGGACUGCCCUUGGUAAACAACAGGCACUUUCUAAGAUGUUUCAGAAACACCCAACUGUGCAUCCGGUCAAGCACAGAAGUAUCUUCUUCAUCCAAUCGCUGCAGUCCUCCUGAUCAAACCAGAGGCUCCUUCAGCAGAGGGAAAAGGCUGCAGGUUCAUAAAUUCGUGGGCAGUGGAGAUGGCGCAAACAAAAGAGGCACGGUCCAGACGCAUGCAUCGGCGGCAGCAGACGUCCCACAGACGUCAGACUCUCUCAUUAUCUCCUUUGGGGAGGUCCUGAUCGACUUUGUGCCCACCGUGAGUGGAGUCUCCUUGGCAGAGGCCCCCGCGUUCAAGAAAGCGGCCGGGGGAGCCCCUGCCAACGUGGCGGUCGGGAUUUCCAGGCUGGGAGGCAAGGCUGCGUUCGUGGGGAAGACGGGGGAGGACGAGUUUGGGCAUAUGCUCGCGGACCUCCUGAAGGACAACGGGGUCAACACCGACGGCAUCAUUUUCGACCAAGGCGCACGCACGGCCCUCGCGUUUGUGACCUUGCGGGCGGACGGGGAGCGGGAGUUCAUGUUCUACCGGAACCCGAGUGCAGACAUGCUGCUGACGCCAGACGAGUUGGACACAGACCUCCUUAGAAAGGCGACGAUCUUCCACUACGGAUCCAUCUCGCUAAUUUCGGAGCCGUGCAAGUCGGCGCACCUGGCGGCCAUGCAGGUCGCACGGGACAACGGCGCGUGGCUAUCAUACGACCCCAACCUGCGCAAGCCGCUAUGGCCCGACGAGGCCACCGCGCGGGAGGGCAUCUUCUCCAUCUGGGACCAGGCAGACAUGAUCAAGAUCAGCGAGGAGGAGCUGACGUUUCUGACGGAGGCCGGCGACGGCUACAGCGACGAGGUGGCCCGGUCGCUGUUCCGGGGCAACGCGAAGCUGCUGCUGGUGACGGAGGGGUCGGGGGGCAGCCGCUACUACACGCACAGCUGCCAGGGGCGGGUCCCCGGCCUCAAAGUGGACGCCGUCGACACCACAGGCGCGGGGGACGCGUUUGUGGCUGGCUUCCUGACCAAGCUCGCUGCGGACCCCGAGUUGUACAAAGACGAGAAGAAGCUACGGGACACGCUCUUGUUUGCAAACGCGUGCGGGGCGAUUACCACGACAGAGAGGGGCGCCAUUCCUGCGCUGCCAACGGAAGAAGCGGCGCUGAAGCUCAUGAGAUCCGACGUGGCCGUGGUAUGAGCUGGGGCCAAUUUGUCGGGACUCAGUUGUGAGUGGGGGCAAUUUACGAGGCAGCGCCUUCUGGGGGGCGCUGGACAUGACCUGACGACUCAUGGGCAGUUCGGACAAGCUGAGAGAAGCAUCCAGCGCCCACCUGGUCGAAAUCUACCUGUUUGUCGUUCAUAACUUGACAAUUAAUGAUACCAGUAAGGGUGCUCAGCUUGGCGCAAGCUUGGCGGGCCAAAGCCUUAAGCAGUCCGACCCCUGCCACGCGCUAAGCUAGUUAGAAAAAUUGAGUUUCUGAUCUCGUCGAUCAGAGUUCUGAUUUAAUCGAUAUGUUCCGAGUUGUCCUUGACGAUUACAAAGUUGCACCUUUCAC